This is a messenger RNA of Wallemia ichthyophaga EXF-994, 1422 nucleotides long. RefSeq names its product Histone-lysine N-methyltransferase, H3 lysine-79 specific. Lineage: Eukaryota; Fungi; Basidiomycota; Wallemiomycetes; Wallemiales; Wallemiaceae. The record is from RefSeq and is a predicted model, not a curated record. Bases 1 to 1422 code for a protein of 473 amino acids. The transcript is spliced from 4 exons. Gene Ontology annotation, biological process: DNA repair; regulation of transcription regulatory region DNA binding; subtelomeric heterochromatin formation. Gene Ontology annotation, molecular function: histone H3K79 methyltransferase activity; histone binding. Gene Ontology annotation, cellular component: nucleus; nucleosome.
AUGAACUCAUUCUGGAAUAAAAAGAAUUCUUUUAAUAAAAAGCCUGCGAGUGUUUCUGUUAAGACGGAGACUAGGAAAUUUCAAGCGCCGGCAACGAGUAAUCCUCCCACCAAGAAGCAGAAGACAGCUGGGGAUUCACUUGAGCGCGGUUCUAGUAAUUCACUUGAAGGCAGCAGUAGUAAUUCUACUAGCAGCACCACCAGAAGCACCUGGUUACGCGACAACCACACUCCAAUAACUCGCAAUCCAAUCACCGCCAGUAAGGAGUCUAAUACGUUCGAUAAAGCAACAAAAUCCUCCCGGCAGCUGGUGAAUGAGCAAGCGAUGCAAUAUACAUCUUACUUUGAUGAUUUGAAUGGCAGUGGUAGUGACCCCUUCCCAACUAUCCAGCUUCAGCUCCCUGCAGGUAUUGAAGAGUACGCUCUAGCAGUGCCGAAGAACCGCGACAAUUACUCGCCCAUCCACGACUUAGUCGACACCAUAAAGAUUCUGAUCGCCUGGUUUAUUCCGCCGCAAUCCCGCGGCCUUUUCGGAAAUACUGAGACAUACCACAGUUCCACACAGAGUAGCACAUCGAGCGAGACCUCUACCUCAAUCUUACGACUCCUUCAACGCUCAUUCAACAGACGACAGGGAAAGUUAUUUAUAGAUGCGAUAGACCAAUUCAACAGGGAAUUCCAGCAGCUUGUGCAGACGGACCAAAUCACCAAACACCUCGAAUCGCUUCAAGGCAUACACCCCCAAGUAUGGACACAUAUCACCACUCAGUCCUACCAGCGCAUCGUAGGACCGAGAGUAGCCGACUUGCGCCACUACGAGCCAUUUUCAUCUAACAUUUAUGGUGAGAUUAUGCCCCCGUUCGUCGCGCAUCUCGCACACAGAAUGCACAUUGGACCCCAGACACUAGUUGUGGAUUUAGGGGCUGGUGUUGGUAAUGUAGUGCUCCAGCUGUCGCUCGCUGCCGGAUGCAAGAGCUUCGGGGUGGAGGUGAUGGACAAGCCUGCUGACCUCGCACAGGUGCAGCUGAGCGAAGGCAGGGCGAGGUCGGCCAUGUACUCUCUCGAUUGUGGUGAGAUGUACUUGGAGAAAGAAGAUUUCUGCCAUUCUUCCACCCUCUCGCGCAAAUUGCCAGACGCGGAUGUGGUGCUUAUUAAUAAUUACGCGUUUUCUGCUCAACUCAACGAACAGCUGUCGCUGCUCUUUUUGGAUUUGAAAGACGGUGCCAAGAUUGUCUCUCUCAAGCCAUUCUUGCCUGCAAACUUUAGAAUCUCGGAUGCUACGGUCAACUCGCCCCUCGCGAUUCUCCAGAUGCAGAAAGGAGACUACUUUCCCGGCUCGGUGAGCUGGACGGACAAAGGAGAUCAUUACUAUAUACACACGGUUGAUCGCACGGCGCUAAACAGAUACUUGCAGGGCAAGUGA